Molecule: messenger RNA, 2384 nt
Organism: Vanessa atalanta (red admiral)
Lineage: Eukaryota; Metazoa; Arthropoda; Insecta; Lepidoptera; Nymphalidae
Product: protein embryonic gonad-like
Exons: 3
Coding region: 229-1278 (349 amino acids)
Biological process (GO): regulation of DNA-templated transcription
Molecular function (GO): DNA-binding transcription factor activity; zinc ion binding; sequence-specific DNA binding
Source: RefSeq, a predicted model, not a curated record
CGGGGACGGUUUGAAAAACGAAUCGGGUGACUCGCGUUGCGCGUACGCACGGACGCGCGCGCUCCAAUUUUGAAUUCGCGCGAUUUAUAUCGGACAUUUUUUUUUGCAAAUAUUUAUAGAAAUAGUACAAUUACAUUUCUGUGUUCCGGUAAUUGUGCGUAAAACUAGUGUGAGUGAAAACAUGAUAUGAUACAAAACAGUUGAGUGAAAAACGAUCAAACUUUUUUUAUGAAAACAUCGGAGUUGGUGUUGUUACCAGAUUUUCCAAACUUCACGAUGAAUCAGCAAUGUAAAGUCUGCGGGGAGCCUGCAGCCGGUUUUCACUUCGGCGCUUUCACGUGCGAAGGUUGCAAGUCGUUCUUCGGGCGGACGUACAAUAACCUGUCCUCAAUUUCUGAAUGCAAGAACAAUGGCGAAUGUGUCAUCAAUAAGAAAAACAGGACGGCUUGCAAGGCAUGCAGGCUACGGAAAUGUUUGCUAGUCGGCAUGUCCAAAUCAGGCUCAAGAUACGGGAGAAGAUCAAACUGGUUUAAAAUACACUGCCUUUUACAAGAACAACAACAACAACAUAUGCAACAAAUGCAAACAAGUAAAUCGCCACCCACGUUCAAUACAUCGAUAAGUCCAUCUUUUCUACCAAGUAACCUUUUGCCAGCAGCGGCUCUUGCGGAAUAUUAUAAAAACUCGGAGAAAAAUGCAUACACUGAAGAAGUAACGAGGCAAAGUGUGUCUCCAUCUGAUUCUGGUGCGUCAUCAGCCGAUCCAGAGGAUGAUAAUAGCUCUAGGAGUACUAGUGGCUUAAGCAUUUUUAGACCAGCGUCGUCACCCAGUAGUGAAAAAGAUAUACGAUUACACGCAAUUAGACAUCAAAAUAAAGACGUAAGAAGAAAAAGGCCACCCACUAUAAUACCAUCAGCAUUUGGCACUAUCACAGCUUCGCCAAGUUUCGCUCCAAGGAAUGGUCCAUUUUUACCAACACCGAUGCAAAACAUGAGACCUAUACCGUCAGGACUAGCUUGGCCGAAUCGCAACGGGGGAGACUUGCUGCUACAUUCACCAGCAGUUGCCGGCGUUGCAAUUGAACAAGACCAACCUAUAGAUCUAUCUAUAAAGUCAACUGCUGUACUAUUUAGGAGUCCGAAAAACGAAGAAGUCAGUGAUUCAGAACCAGAGCUCAGCAUCGAUCUAAAUGAUGACAAUGGCAAGGACAUCAUGAAAAAUCCUCUAGAUCUGAGUCUUGUUUCGAAGAGAGUAGAAGAAGUUCCCAUGACUGGUUAAAAGAAUUCUUACAAUAGUAUUAAAUACGUGAUUCUUCGCAGCCAUGUAUCUCGCAUUGCUAUUUAUAUGUAAAUACGUAAUUUGGUUAUUAUUCCUAAUUAGAUAAAAGUUUCAUUACUUCUAUUUUGUUUAAAAUACUCCGCCGUACAGUAUUUAAGUGAUUCUUACAUUCCUUCUUUUUAGAUUACCUGAUCUUGCUACCAUAAUGUUGAAGUUGUUUUUAUAUUUAGUUAUGUAGAUAGUAGAUAAUUAUAUUAUUUGAACGAUGUUCUAAUUGCGAGUGAUAUGAGAACGUGUCAUAAUUUAAAGUGAGGAGUUGAUGUCUAUCUUGAUAACAUAUAUAUUUUAUACAAAUCCGUCCAUUUAAACUGAUAUAUACAUACACAAAUAAUACAUUUUUUUAUACUUAACUUUAUAAGAUAACUAUUAAUAUUUAAAUCAGUGCAUUAUAAGUUACGUGGUCAUAAGUUUUUACUACAUCCGAGUGGUUCAGAAAAAUUGAAUUAUAUUUUAAUAUAAGUAUUAAUGAUAGCAUCAUUUCCCGCUGACAUUCCUUUUAGAAAAAUAUGUAUUUGUGCCAGUUUUCUAAACAAUGCCAGUUUUAAGUAUAUUACCAUUUUAGUUUAAUUUAGUGGGAUUACGGCCAGUCGAUUAUGAAGCUCAAAAUUUAAAUGUACAAAUAAGUAAGAGACCAAUUGUAUGAUAUCAGAUGAUUUGCUGAAACAGAAAUUAUCUAAGUAUUUAUUUUAGUUAGGCCAGUUUAUUGAGUCAUUUUAGUUUAAGGUAUAAUAAUUUUCUAUUUUAUAAUUUAUAGAUACUUAGUUCAUUUUGUGUUUGUCCCGUGUUAUGUAUUUCGUUGUUUGUUUGUAGAUUUAUAUAAAUGUACAUUUAUUUCCUGGUGAUGCUUCGAAAUGGGCGUUAUCGUUUGUACUGUCAUUUGUUUUCCCUUCCUCCUUUUAUUUAAACUCAAUUACUAAGUUAUGAUUUUAAUGUUGCGAUGUGUUCAUUACGUAUCGUUUCAAUGGCCAUUAUGUAGCGUAGACAUCAUUAAUGUUAUUGAAUAUAUUUUAUGCCAUACGUCGAAUUUCAUUGGAGAAUUUGAUGAA